AAUGGGAUCUUGCUGUUCAAGUAAUAAGAUUGUUAAGGAAACUUAUGAUUACCCAGAUGGAGGAGUUUAUGUAGGGGAUAUGGAAAACAAUGCACCAGUAUCUAUAUUUAUUAUUUUUGUAAGCAUGGAAGAGGUACUAUUAAGUGGGAUAAUGGUUCAUUAUUUGAGGGUGAAUUUAUAGAUGGACGAAAGAAUGGAAGAGGAUUAUUCAGAUGGAAUGAUGGGUAAUACUAUGAUGGCAAUUUCAAAGAUGAAAAAUUUGAUGGUUAUGGUGAAUAUUUUUGGACAGAUGGCAAAAUAUAUAAAGGUAACUGGAUUGAUGGUGAAAUGAGUGGAUAAGGUGAAAUGAUUUAUCCAGAUGGCAGAGUUUAUUAAGGUUCCAAAUUUUAUUUGAUCUUAAGGCAGUUUCAAAGCAGACAAAAAGGAUGGAGAUGGUGAAAUGACUUGGCCUAAUGGAAACAAAUAUAUUGGACCUUGGAAGAAAGGUAAAUAACAUGGAAAAGGUGCUAUGAUAGAUAAAAAAGGGAAUUAAACGGAAGGCAUCUGGAAUAAAGGAAAAAAAUAAUGA
This is a messenger RNA of Paramecium pentaurelia, 568 nucleotides long. Lineage: Eukaryota; Ciliophora; Oligohymenophorea; Peniculida; Parameciidae. The record is from the annotation of a GenBank genome assembly.